AUGUCCCGCAGACUCGUCAACCGCUCCGGCACCGCUGCCACAUCGUCGUCAACCUCGUCCACGGCCUUGCCCGAGUACCAGCCGCCCUCGUGUCCCCUUAACGAUGCCGCUCGCCGCGCCCUCGGCAACCUCUCCAACAACCGGGGCACCGUGGAGUACCAGAUGCACCUCAAGGACUCGGUGCGCCUCAUCGGUACCAGCGUCGGCGACUUACAUGAGCGCUUGAGGGAGCAACGUGACAAGCUCGAGGCCUAUCGCGCUAGGAGGGAAGAGAAGGGCACGGAAAAGUCCUCUGAGGAGGAGCGACUAGAGGAGCACUUCGUCGAUCUGGAGGCGCAGGUCAAUUCCCUAACUGACCAGUCGGAGAAGGCUAUUCGCGACCUGAUAGAUCGUCAGGCCGAGCUCGAAGAUGAAUCGGCAAUCCUUGGCGACCUGUACACUAUCGCUGCCCCCGAUGCCUCGCAUGCGGACUUACACCCGCCCCAACGCCAAAUCGACGGUGACAUUAGUUCCUCACAGGACGAAGAGCAGAAAAUCUCCGUCCCGGCUCCCCCCAGCGUCAUUGACAUAUUCAAGACUGAGCAAUCCCGGAAGGUUGCUGACUACUCUGCCCUGUCCAUGCACCAACGAUACGCCCUUAACAACGACUACGCCGCCUUCAAAAAGCUGUGGCACGAUGCCAUGGCUGGCGAGGAUGGUCCCCCGCUCCCCGACGCUUCUCGCUGGUUUCGCCCCGAUGGCCAGCCUGUUAUGCAAGGGUUGGCAGAUGAUGGCGCUGCCGAUGACGACGACGACAUCGCCGUCGCUCGAGAGGUCCUCAGCAUGAACUGCCCCCUCACAUUGCAGCCCAUGGACCAGCCAUACAGUAACCGCAAGUGCAAACAUACCUUUGAGAAAGCCGCCAUCCUCGACUACCUGUCCAUGCGUGGUGAGAAGCAGUGCCCGCAGACAGGAUGUUCACAGAUGUUCUCCCGCCCUAAAUUUGACGAGGACUUUUACCUCGACCAGGCCAUGGUUCGCCGUAUCCACCGCGCCCGUCAGGCCCAGGAACAAAACGAGAUGGACGAAGACGACGAUGAGGAGGAAGGCGAUGGCGACGACGAUGUCAGGGUUAGAGGCCACAAAGCCGUGCCGGGACGCCCUAAGAGGGAGAAGAUCGAGCGGUGA
Messenger RNA from Ilyonectria robusta, 1167 nucleotides. Its product is annotated as zinc-finger of the MIZ type in Nse subunit-domain-containing protein. The record is from RefSeq and is a predicted model, not a curated record. Gene Ontology annotation, molecular function: SUMO ligase activity; zinc ion binding. Bases 1 to 1167 code for a protein of 388 amino acids. Lineage: Eukaryota; Fungi; Ascomycota; Sordariomycetes; Hypocreales; Nectriaceae. Gene Ontology annotation, cellular component: nucleus; Smc5-Smc6 complex. Gene Ontology annotation, biological process: double-strand break repair via homologous recombination; protein sumoylation. The transcript has 2 exons.